This is a messenger RNA of Effrenium voratum, 183 nucleotides long. Lineage: Eukaryota; Dinophyceae; Suessiales; Symbiodiniaceae. The record is from the annotation of a GenBank genome assembly.
AUGCCAGACGGUACGACUGGGGACAACAAUUGUGCGUGCUGCACUGGCGCCAAGAACAACGACGUGGACGGCGGCUGGGGCAUCCGAGUCUACAGCAUCAACCGCGUGGGCGCAACCAGCGCAGCAGGCACGCUGUUGCCUCGCUGGGUGCCCUGGAUGCUGUUGCUCGCCUGGGUGAACUGA